UAUUAACUCCCACUUCUGAUUCUUGGAGAUUCACCUAUGGCUUCUCCCACGAGCACCUUCUUCUCCUUCUUCUUCUUCGCCGUGUUCUUAUUCUCUCCUUCUUUAUCAGAUGAUAAUAAGGUCUCUUUGGAACUCUACUACGAGAGCUUGUGCCCUUACAGCGCCAAUUUCAUCGUUAACUACCUCCCUCGGAUCUUCCAAGACGAUGAACUUGCCUCCAUCGUUGACCUAAAGCUCGUUCCUUGGGGUAAUGCCAAACUCAGGUCUAACGGUACCUUUACAUGCCAGCAUGGAAAAUACGAGUGCUUGCUCAACACCGUGGAAGCAUGUGCCAUUGAUGCCUGGCCUCAGUUGAGCAAGCAUUUUCCUUACAUCUAUUGUGUUGAGGAUCUAGUUUACCAAGGUGAGUACAAGGAGUGGGAAUCUUGUUUUGAGAAGCUUCAUCUGGAUUCAAAACCUAUUGAUCAGUGUUAUCAUGGUGAUCGUGGGAAAGAGCUCGAGCUACAGUAUGCAGCUGAAACCAAUAAGCUGCAGCCACCUCAUGAGUAUGUCCCAUGGGUAGUUGUGGAUGGCGAACCACUCUAUGAGGACUAUGAAAACUUCUUAAGCUAUAUAUGCAAAGCUUAUAAAGGCAAGAAUGCACCCGGAACCUGCACACAAGCAUAUCUUAACACAAUUCGAAAGGUGGAACCAAAGAAUAAGCAUGGUGCUUGCUAUAAGGAAAGAGUGAUUCCAACAUUAGCAUAUAUGUAAUUUAUAUGUGACAAUGAAUAAAUGUAUCAUAUAUGUAAUGUAAUAAUAUCGAAAGUGGUUUGUUCAUGUACUCAUGUAACUUCUCAGCAAAACAAUGCCGCAAAAGUAGCUAUUCCCAUCUGAAACUUGAAUGUGUUUGCAUUUUCUUUUUUUUGGGUUGAUAGACGCUUAAAGGUUGAAAGAACAAGGAAAAGGAAACGAAGAAAUACACAGCUUAGACAUGGCAGGAUCAUGUCAGCAGUUAGCCA
Arachis stenosperma is the source of this 1001-nucleotide messenger RNA. RefSeq names its product gamma-interferon-responsive lysosomal thiol protein. The coding region runs from base 37 to 753 and encodes 238 amino acids. The transcript has 5 exons. Gene Ontology annotation, molecular function: oxidoreductase activity, acting on a sulfur group of donors, disulfide as acceptor. The record is from RefSeq and is a predicted model, not a curated record. Lineage: Eukaryota; Viridiplantae; Streptophyta; Magnoliopsida; Fabales; Fabaceae.